This is a messenger RNA of Rhododendron vialii, 2160 nucleotides long. RefSeq names its product probable indole-3-pyruvate monooxygenase YUCCA4. Bases 632 to 1855 code for a protein of 407 amino acids. Gene Ontology annotation, molecular function: flavin adenine dinucleotide binding; monooxygenase activity. Gene Ontology annotation, biological process: auxin biosynthetic process. The transcript has 4 exons. Lineage: Eukaryota; Viridiplantae; Streptophyta; Magnoliopsida; Ericales; Ericaceae. The record is from RefSeq and is a predicted model, not a curated record.
GCACUUCCAUUAAUCUCCCCCAAAGGCACACAUUUCUCACAAGUCCCCUCCUAAACCCUGCACGGAGGGAGAGAGAGAAGGAGAGGCCUUGCCUUGAGAAACAGAAACCAAAUCCUUUCCUUAACCUUCACGCCGCCAUUACACCUCUCUCUCUCUCUCUCUCUCUCUCUCUCUCUCACACACCUUUCACUUCUCAUAAAAACCUCUGUUCAUCUCACAGUUCCACUUCAAUAACCCUGCAUUCCAAAGCAUUUAAAAAAGUCUCAGAACUCACUGCGAUUCGCUGCCUCCAUUGACCCUACCCACUACCCCAUUUUCUUCCCCCUUUAAAUUCCCACUACAUGCUUCACAUACUCUCUCGAGAAAAAACACAAGGGGAAAUUUAAAUAAAAAACCAGUCUUUCAGAGGGAAGAAACAGAGGAAAUGUCAUUAAUAAACAGCCCGCCCUUAUCUUCUUCUCUUUCCGUUUCUUUGUACUAGUUUUCUUGGGCUUUCUUGCGCAUUUUGUCUCGUAAAUCAAACAAAGAAAAAGAAACAGAGCAUUACAGAGUGAAAAAAAAAAACAGGGGAAAGGCAUCAAGAAACAGGAUUUUCCUUCUUCGGAUUUUCUCUUCUUGGAGGUUUUUCCACAUGGGUUUCUGGAAAAAUCAAGUGGGUGAUCAACCAAAAUGCCUGAAAAUCGAAGGGCCAAUCAUAGUCGGCGCAGGGCCGUCCGGACUAGCAGUCUCUGCUUGCCUCAAGGAAAACGGUGUACCCUCUCUGAUUCUCGAGAGAAGCAAUUGCUUAGCUUCAUUGUGGCAACAGAGGAGCUACAAUCGCCUGAAGCUCCACCUCCCCAAACAAUUCUGCGAGCUCCCUCUGUUUGGUUUCCCAGAAAUUUACCCAAAAUACCCAACAAAGCACCAGUUCAUCUCCUACCUGGAGUCGUACGCUGAGCACUUCAACAUUCAGCCAUUGUUCAACCAAGGUGUGGAAAAGGCAGAGUACGAUCACAGUGCGGGGAUAUGGAGGGUCAGGACUCAGGACUGUGAGUACGUUUGCCGGUGGCUGAUCGUCGCCACGGGCGAAAACGCCGAACCGUUCACGCCGGAGAUCGCCGGGAUCGAGAGGUUUGAUGGGGCCGUGGUGCAUACGAGCGGGUACAAGUCUGGUUCUGAUUUUAAAAACCAGAGGGUUUUGGUUGUUGGGUGUGGGAAUUCUGGCAUGGAGGUCAGUUUGGACCUCUGCAGGAACAAUGCAAGCCCUCAUAUGGUUGUUAGAAACACUGUUCAUAUUCUGCCUAGGGAGAUGUUUGGCUUCUCAACUUUUGGAAUAGCAAUGGCCCUUCUCAAAUGGCUACCUCUGAGAUUGGUAGACAAGCUUCUGUUGCUGGCAGCCAACUUCACCUUAGGCAACACAGACAGUUUAGGCCUCCGGCGUCCGAAAACCGGCCCAAUUGAGCUCAAAAACGCCACCGGAAAAACCCCGGUGCUCGACGUCGGAGCAAUUUCACAGAUUAAAUCUGGUAAAAUCACGGUUAUGGAAGGUGUGAGGGAGAUAACAAGACACGGGGCCAAGUUUAUCGAUGGGCAAGAAAAAGAGUUUGAUUCUAUAAUCUUAGCAACUGGGUACAAGAGCAAUGUUCCUUGUUGGCUUAAGGGUAGUGAUUUCUUCACAGAGGAUGGGCUGCCCAAAACACCCUUUCCAAACAGUUGGAAAGGGGAGAAAGGAUUGUAUACGGUUGGGUUCACAAGAAGAGGCCUCCUUGGCACUGCAUCAGAUUCCCUUAACGUUGCCGGAGACAUUGCUGAACAAUGGAAGACAAUCAAGGGCUCCAACAUAAUUUGGAAUUCCCAUAUUGUCCUCCAAGUAUAGCCAAUCAGAAAAAAGACGUCACAAAAGGGAAAAAAAGAAAAGAGAAGAAAGUUGAUUUGAGGGGUAUAAGGGGGUUUCAUGGUCACCAAGCAGAACCUUUUCAUUUUUAUUUUACCUUUGUUUCCAUAAUGUUUUUGUCCAAGUUGUAAAUAUUGCCAAUUUUGCUUGGGGGGUUUGCUUAGUAUGUAUGGUUUUUAGCUUUGUAUCAUACAAUUUUCCAACAGCAUAUGAAGUUCCAACUUCAUGAUGGUUUGCAACCUUUGUCACAUAAUCAGGAUGAAUUACGCUCGCUGUUUCAAUUCUCA